Ficedula albicollis (Collared flycatcher) is the source of this 3335-nucleotide messenger RNA. RefSeq names its product neuronal PAS domain protein 2 (gene NPAS2). Gene Ontology annotation, biological process: regulation of transcription by RNA polymerase II; circadian regulation of gene expression. NCBI's taxonomy places the organism in Eukaryota, Metazoa, Chordata, Aves, Passeriformes, Muscicapidae. The record is from RefSeq and is a predicted model, not a curated record. The transcript has 21 exons. Gene Ontology annotation, cellular component: nucleus; CLOCK-BMAL transcription complex; cytoplasm. Gene Ontology annotation, molecular function: RNA polymerase II cis-regulatory region sequence-specific DNA binding; DNA-binding transcription factor activity, RNA polymerase II-specific; protein dimerization activity. The coding region runs from base 20 to 2416 and encodes 798 amino acids.
AAACUGCUUAGACAAUCUAAUGGAUGAAGAUGAGAAAGACAGGGCAAAGAGGGCUUCGCGUAACAAGUCUGAGAAGAAGAGGCGCGAUCAGUUCAAUGUUCUCAUCAAAGAGCUCAGCUCCAUGCUUCCAGGCAACACUCGCAAAAUGGACAAAACUACCGUGCUGGAAAAAGUCAUUGGCUUUCUGCAGAAACACAAUGAAGUCUCAGCGCAGACGGAGAUUUCUGAAAUUCAGCAGGACUGGAAGCCUUCAUUUCUCAGCAAUGAAGAAUUCACCCAGCUGAUGUUGGAGGCAUUAGAUGGCUUCAUUAUAGCAGUAACCACAGGUGGAAGCAUCAUCUAUGUGUCUGACAGCAUCACACCACUUUUAGGGCAUUUACCGUGUGAUGUCUUGGAUCAGAAUUUGUUAAACUUCCUCCCAGAACAAGAGCACUCAGAAAUUUAUAAGAUGCUAUCUUCUUGCAUGCUUAUGACAGAUUCUGCCUCAUCAGAUUACCUAAAAACUGACAAUGAACUAGAGUUUUAUUGUCAUCUUCUGAGAGGAAGUUUGAACCCAAAGGAAUUUCCAACAUAUGAAUACAUAAAAUUUGUAGGAAAUUUUCGGUCUUACAGCAAUGUGCCUAACUCCACUUGCAAUGGCUUUGAUGAGGCUGUCCCAAGGGCUUACAGAACAUCCCCAGGAAAGCAAAUCUGCUUUGUUGCGACUGUUCGUUUGGCAACGCCUCAGUUUUUAAAGGAGAUGUGCAUCGUAGAAGAACCUCUAGAGGAAUUCACAUCAAGACACAGUCUGGAGUGGAAAUUUUUAUUCCUGGAUCACAGAGCACCGCCGAUUAUCGGGUACUUGCCUUUUGAAGUGCUGGGUACUUCUGGCUACGACUAUUACCACAUAGAUGACCUAGAGCUGCUAGCAAGGUGCCAUGAACACUUGAUGCAGUUCGGCAAGGGGAAGUCGUGCUGCUACCGGUUUCUGACCAAAGGACAGCAGUGGAUCUGGCUCCAGACCCAUUACUACAUCACCUACCACCAGUGGAACUCCAAGCCAGAGUUCAUUGUGUGCACACACAUGGUGGUAAGUUAUGCAGAUGUUCGGGUGGAGAGGAGACAGGAGAUGGGCUUGGAAGAAGUGUCCUCAGAGGUUGUGUCCUCAGCACUAAAGGACAGUGGUGCCAGCUUGGAUCCUGAACAGCACUUUAAUGCACUUGAUAUUGGUGCCUCAAUCCUCAGCGCUAGUCGGACACCCUCAGUAUCAUCCAGGAGCUCUCCAAAAUCUUCCCACACACCCAAGUCAGACCCAGCAUCUACACCAACAAAGCUGAUUGCAGAGUCUAACACUCCCUUGCCAAGAACACCGAGCACACAGCAAGAUUUAUCCGUGCAUAGACUCAGCCAACCUACUGCUCUUCAGGUUUCUUUGCCUUCUCAGCUUCCAUGUGAGCUUCUCCCACAUCAGUUGCUGCCUCAAGCAACUCUGCAAAAUCAGCCUGCACCUCUGGCACAGUUCUCAGCACAAUUCAGCAUGUUCCAGACCAUCAAGGACCAGCUAGAGCAGCGGACACGGAUCCUGCAGGCCAACAUCCGGUGGCAGCAGGAGGAGCUCCAGAAGAUACAGGAGCAGCUCUGCCUGGUCCAAGACUCCAGUGUACAGAUGAUCUUACAGCAGCCAACAGUGUCCCUGAGCUUUAGCAAUACUCAGCAGCUGGACCCACAACAGCUACAGCAGAGGUCAGGGGCCAUUACUCAGCAGCAGCUUGUCUCCAGUCCUCAACUUCAAGGGCAAAUCACAUCUUCACAAACAACGAACCAGCAGUCACUGAGAGAAGCAAGCGUGAUAUCAAGCCAGGUGGUCCUGAAAGAAACAAACAAACAAAAAAAAAAACAAAAAAAACCAAAAAAAUCCCGCGGCGGCACCCCCGCGCCCGCCGGCUGCAGCCACGACCAGCAGCUCAGAUUGUUGCUCAGCCAGCCUAUUCAGCCCAUGAUGCCUGGGUCCUGUAAUGCAAGACACCCUUCAGACCUCAGCAUGGCGGGAUCCCAGGCCAAGUAUUCUCAAACCCAACAAAUGUUUCAAAGUUUGGAAGUGCAGACUUCCAGCAGCAGCUCUCCAAUCGUACUGAUGGGACAAGCAGUGUUAAACCAAGGGUUCACCACUAGCCCUCCUUCCCAGCCAUCCUCUUUGCCACCUAUGCAACUCCAGCACCAACAGCAUCAGCAACAACGCUACCUGCAGGUGCAAACACCAAGUUCUUUGCACAACGAACAACCUGAUUCUUUGCUCCUGCCAUCUUACUCACCACAGCAAGGAAAUAUGGGGUAUCAUCAGACACAGCAGCAGCAACAGCAACAGCAGCAACAACUAACAUCAAGAAGAAGGAAUAGUUUAUCAGAAUCAUCAAAUUUACCACAGCCACUGCGAUAGAGUCCCACCAGCACAAAUCAAUGCACGAUUAGCUUUAACCAAUGGGCACAUGGGGCAGAAGAGAAUGACUUUGUACUUACUGUUCUGGCUUUUGCACAAGCAUUUCUUUCCAAGCUCUGUGACAGAAGUACGCCCAGAGUGCAGACUGCCACAGACAGUGCGUUCACGGCACGCUGGCUUCCGUUUGCGCUGUGUCGUGAGCACAGGAUGUACUGACAGAGCAAAAUCAAAAGGAGCACUAUCCUGUGUGCCUCCAUCACCACUGGGAGCGUGGGAAGAGGCGUGUCACUCUGGAAGCCAUCUGGCAAUUCCAAAAGACUGUCGACAGACUCAUGAGGUACUUGGCCUUCACUGUUUCAGUUCUUCUUUUGUGUAUGAAAAGCACUGCGUCAAAGGUCUAUCGAGGAGAGAACAAGAGAUUAUUUUUAUUAUGAUUAUUGUUAUUAUUUUGCACAACUGCACAGAUGACAAAACCUAGGCACUUUCUGUAAAGAGAAGUUUGUUUCUUUGUUCUUGUGGCCAAAUCAGCACAUCCAAUGGAGGAAAAAGCCCAGCCAUUGGUGAAGAUGGUCUACAGCUCAUACCCUUGAUUUAGAAUCUGAGAAGUAUUAUGCAGCUUACCCUUACUGUUCUUCAUUACUAAAAACCAACCAACCAAAAAAACAAACCCACCACCCACACUGGACUGUUUUCUACAUGAAUUGUGACUGCAAAGGAGAACUCAAAUUGUAAGCACAAUCAUGCAACUCUCCAAUAGUACAUUAAUCUUUCUUCAACUUAAACUCACCCACUCCAAGUCUCUGAGAAAUAUGCACUGUGUUUUGGCCCACUGACUCGGGAUGCUGCAGACUAUUACAUAUCUCUUUCAUGAUAACAUUUAGGAUUAAAUUUUCCUUUGGAGGAAAAAAAAAAAAGAAAA